Messenger RNA from Phragmites australis (common reed), 1527 nucleotides. Its product is annotated as SAC3 family protein C. Lineage: Eukaryota; Viridiplantae; Streptophyta; Magnoliopsida; Poales; Poaceae. Gene Ontology annotation, biological process: mRNA export from nucleus. The coding region runs from base 171 to 1352 and encodes 393 amino acids. Gene Ontology annotation, cellular component: nucleus; cytoplasm; transcription export complex 2. The record is from RefSeq and is a predicted model, not a curated record. The transcript has 8 exons.
GAAGUGAAUGGUUGACUGAACUCCGGUUCACUUGCCUAGACCAUUUCCGGCUGCACGGUUCCACCACCAGGCACCGUACCAGCGACCAAAUUACCAGACUACCCCCAAGAGAUCCGAUCGGAGGCACCACACCGGCGCUCGAAGCCCCGCAGCCAGGCAGCCAUCAAGCCAUGGACCGCCGUGGCGUGGCAAGCUACCGGGGCCGGAGCUCCGCCCGAGGUCAAGGCUGGCGAGGACGCGGACGCAGCGGCGACAGCCGCCCCUCCCCUCGACCUCCUCCCUCUACCGUUUCCUCCGCGGCGGUCACCUCCACCCCGGCCGUUACGGUCGACGACGCCGCGCCCAUCGUUGGCACCUGCCCCGACAUGUGCCCAGCGAGGGAGCGAGCGCAGAGGGAGCGACUGAGGGACAUUGCCGUGUUCGAGCGGGUGGGCGGCGACCCCGCGCGCACGUCUCCUUCCCUCGCCGUCAAGAAGUUUUGCAGAACUAUAUCUUCAACGAAUGUACAGUCAUCAGAUAUACGUCCUCUGCCAGUCUUGCGAGAAACAAUGGAUUAUCUUUUGCAUAUACUGGAUUCUUCAGAGCUUCCGUAUGAGGCAAUCCAUGAUUUCAUCUUUGACAGGACAAGGUCUAUAAGACAAGACCUCAGUAUGCAAAACAUAGUGAAUGGUCAAGCGAUUCAAAUAUAUGAAGAUGUGGUAACGUUUCAUAUUAGGUCCCAUCAAAGACUUGCUAAGUCGUGCCAGGAUUCUGAUGCAUCUUCCCUGUGUUUCCUAAACAUGGAGCAGCUAACGAAAUGCCUCCUUUCUCUGUUUGAUAUGUAUCAUGUAAUUUAUAAGAGCAAUCCCCACAGCAAUAAAGAGGCUGAAUAUUAUUCAUUCUAUGUGCUUCUACAUUUGGGCUGCAAGAUACCCAAAAUGGUAGAUUCACUCUCAUUGUGGUAUGGUCAAUUAGCUACUCCAAUUAGACGGUCAAAAGAAAUGAUAUUUGCUACAACUUUAUUAAGAUACUACCACCUAGGAAACUUCAAGCGUUUCUUUUGCAUGGUAGCAACAGAAGCAACCAAUCUUCAGUUGUGCCUGGUAGAACCUUUUCUCAAUGAGGUCCGAGCUAGAGCACUAAUGUAUUUUAAUCAUAGCGGCUACAAACUUCAACACCACCCUCUGGAACAUCUAUCGGGAAUGCUAAUGAUCGAGGCGUCGGAACUGGAAAUUCUUUGCGGAAUAUGUGGACUUCAAAUAAGCAGAAGCGAAGGUAUGAAAGGUUUUGCUCCUAAGCAAACAAGCUUCAGCCUACCAACAUUCAUGCCCCAAAGUAAUGGCAUUUUCGUCUCAAGGGAGAUUGAAAGAUGAAAAGAACAUUGUGAUUCAGAUUUUUAAUUGGACUGUAGAAUAUAUCGAAAACUUGUCAUGUUACAUGUAAACCAUUUUCCUGUAUCCAACACAAAAACUUACGAUUCCAAGAAGAGGAUUGUGAAUGAUAUUGUGUAUGUUAAAAAUACGUGUAAACCAUUUUCUUCUAUGCUUU